This is a messenger RNA of Chenopodium quinoa (quinoa), 594 nucleotides long. Its product is annotated as protein FAR-RED ELONGATED HYPOCOTYL 3-like. The transcript has a single exon. Gene Ontology annotation, biological process: regulation of DNA-templated transcription. NCBI's taxonomy places the organism in Eukaryota, Viridiplantae, Streptophyta, Magnoliopsida, Caryophyllales, Amaranthaceae. The record is from RefSeq and is a predicted model, not a curated record. The coding region runs from base 1 to 594 and encodes 197 amino acids. Gene Ontology annotation, molecular function: zinc ion binding.
AUGGUUACAUAUACAAAUGCGACAAAAUCCCAGGAUAAUGGAAGUGUUUGUGUUUAUGAUGUAGUGACCAAGAAGGCUAAAUGGCCAUGCAUGCAAAAAUUUAAAGUGACCUUUGACCAUGAUUCAUAUGAUGUGAAGUGUGAUUGUAGAAACUUUGAAUUUAGAGGGAUCAUGUGUAGUCAUGUGGUUAGUGUAUAUCAUGAGGAGGAUAUAUUAUGUGUUCCUGAAAAGUAUAUCUUAAAUCGAUGGAGAAAAGACUUGGUUAGGGAGUACACAAAAUUUGUAGUGCCAUAUUUUACACCGGACAAAAAACCACAAGCAACGAGAUAUUUAGCAUUGCAUAAGGAAUUUGAGGAUAUUGCCUCUAUGGCAACAAUUGAUGAUAAACCAUACUCUUUUCUUAUGGAGAAUUCGGUUAAAUUGAGACCACAAGUGAAUGCAUUGCUUGAAGAAUGUCAAGAACUACCCCGGAUUGUGAGUACACUUGGUAAAGUUUAUGGAAUAUGCCUCUCACUUAGAAGUGAAGUUGAUGGAGAUAACCACAACGAGAAUGUUGAAAAUCCACAAAAUGUCAAAAAUUCAGAAGAUCCUUGA